Messenger RNA from Oncorhynchus masou masou (cherry salmon), 2983 nucleotides. RefSeq lists its product as uncharacterized. Bases 144 to 1283 code for a protein of 379 amino acids. The transcript is spliced from 9 exons. Gene Ontology annotation, cellular component: membrane. Gene Ontology annotation, biological process: cell adhesion. The record is from RefSeq and is a predicted model, not a curated record. NCBI's taxonomy places the organism in Eukaryota, Metazoa, Chordata, Actinopteri, Salmoniformes, Salmonidae.
CCUGACAGUCUGAGCAUUCACAGGAAACACACACAGGCUCCCCCAGCGCUCAAACACUCACUUACUUAGCUCUCUCUUUCUCUCUCACACACUCCUACAAGGAACACACACAGACACCGGCUGCUCUCACAAAGGACUGGAGGAUGGCUGUGUCCAUGAGAAGAAUGAAUGGGUCCUGGCGAGGGUUGACUCUAGCCCUGGUUCUCUGUGCUCUGUUCCUACACAAUGGAACUCAAGCAGUUGACCCCACUGAUCUCUCUGCUGCACCUGAUACGGUUAUCACAGAUGUCCCCAGCUCUGUUCCAGAAAAUACAUCAGUAUUCGAAGAUGCAUCCUCCAACCCUACAGUCAAAAGUGGAACUCAAGCAGUUGACCCCACUGAUCUCUCUGCUGCACCUGAUACGGUUGUCACAGAUGUCCCCAGCUCUGUUCCAGAAAAUACAUCAGUACUCGAAGAUGCAUCCUCCAACCCUACAGUCAGAAACGACACGGCCACUACCGUCGCCGACGCCACAGCCUACGACACUACUGGGGCCAGUGCUCCUGGAUCAGACCAGGACACUGCCUUCUCCUCCAUGUUGCCAACCAGUGACCUCUUAGCAGGAGGUGAAGCUUCUGGAACCACGGCUGGACCUGGUGUAGACACACAGGGCACUGAAGUAACUGAUGCACUGGUUGUAGCCAAGACACAGGUUCUUGUGAAUCCCAAUGUUGAGUGUGUGGACAAGGAGGCAGUGAAGGAUAAGGAUGCAGUCAAGGUGGAGCUUUCUUCAGAAACCAGCUGUUUGGAGACCAAGAGAAUCUUGGAGGAUUCAGCCUGGUGCGCAGGGGACUGCAACCUUCAAGUGUUCCAGGAAGAGAACUCUAACACAUAUCUUUUGACACGCGCUGAUGGUGGUGUGAAAGAAUUGUCAGAGAGCCUGGUCAGUGAAGGCAUCAAGGACCAGCUGGGUGUGGUGGAGGCAGCUCUUCAGUGGGGAACACACACUCCCAUUGUGCUGGUGUCCCUGAUCAUUACUGGCCUGCUGCUGGCAGCUGCCAUCAUCGGAUGCUACUAUAUGAAGAACUACCGUGGACACAACACCAAGGGCAUGAGGCUGGCUGAGGAGGCGUACCCAGUCGAUGAGGAGAACCACGGAAACACCCUGGUGUCUGUUGCCCCUCUCAACCCCCCUGAGAUCCUGGAGAAGCCUGCGAACGGGGACUCCCAAGAGGCCGCCAAGACCUGUCCCCCUCCCACGAACGGCCACUCCACCACCAAGACGGCAGACACAGAGCUUUGAAGACCCCUUAGAACACCUGGAAAAGAAUGGAUCAGAUCCCACACCCCUCCUCCAACACCAACCCUUUCCCCCCCAGAAGCCCCAUCCUACCACGGACAUUAGGGACUAGAACUACCCCUCUUAACCCUCACAUAAACACUCCUCCAGACUCUCUGUGUGCCCCACUUCGGCUACAUGCCUCAACAAUUAAAAUGGAGGGACAACCCCAUGGUAAAGUAACCAUAAGACUACAAUGAACAGGUGUUGAUGAUAAUGUGAAUGAUGAUGAUGAUGCCGAGGGCUGUGUCCCUGUCCCUGGGUUGCUGACGUCAUACAGGGCUGGAGACUGGGCCAGGGUUAGCACUGGGUGGUGGGGAGGGAGGGUUUUGUGUUGUCAAUCACCAGUGGCUCUAAGACUGCAGCUUGGGUCACAUCAACCAUGUAGUCAUUUUCAAUGCCCAGGAGGGGCCCUGCCUUCACAUGUCAUCAGGUUUAAAGCUUCCUGCCAUAAAUCCUUUAACCAUAAAUUGAAGCACUGCAUCACUACCACUCAAAUUGGUCCUCAGUUGAUCAUAAAAAGGAGAAAAUAACAUAACACAUUCUUGAAUCUGUUUACAAACUUAUCAGAGUGGAAGCUGAGCUAGUUUGGUUAUGUUUGUGUUAUUGUGUUCUGUGUGUGCGUGUGCGUGUAAGGAGUGUUGCUGUGUGUGUAAAAGCAGUGUGUGUUUAUGCUUGUUUUCUGUGUGUACAGGCGGAUGUGUGUUGGCAUGUGAGUGUGUGUGUCUGUGCGAGAAUGUACAUGUGUGUCACCCCAAAAAAAUUUAGAAUACAAUUUAUUCAAAUAAGCAGACAAGGUGAUUGCUUGGGGAGAUAGGUCCCUAGUAGUGACCUGGAGAGGGGUCUUCUUUUGGUGCUUAAUCUCACUGUAUCAAUCUGUAGGAGACGAAGCAGGAAGGAAUUCUCCCCUUCAUUACUGCAAGUUAAACCCACAUAAGCCAAUGGCCUGACAGAAGUUAGAAAAACUAGAUCCACACAGUGUCACAAUGGUGACUGCUGAAAACGAUACCAGACUUAUGUAUGUAAGGUCUGGGACACAGUGUUGUGUAUAUAAAGAGGUCAGAUGUGCCAAUCCUUUAAAAAAAGUCUGUAUUAUUCUCUUUUUAAUACCUUUGUAACAGUAUAUAAUUAGACACUUAAUACAUACAGUAUUGUACGGAACAAUGUUAUAUAAUAUGAUGUUUCUGUUUUGUCUUGUGUUUUUGUGUUUUUUCACACUUGCUUUGUUCUAAGCCAAAGAAAUCCUUUUCACCAGCUUGCCAUGCGGAGAUACUGUAUACUGUAGAGGGAGGAAUAGUGAACAUAUGGAGAAACUACUUGCUGCUUUUUGUGACAUCAAGGUAGUGUUUGGGUCUCUUUUAGUGUGUGUUACACAUCUUGUUAGCCUAGUUGCCCAAAUAUAUGUUGUUCAAAGCUUGGCAAUACUACAUUUUUGCAGAACGGCAUUCUUAACAACCCAGCCCAAUCUAUUGUUAAAGUACACUGUAUACACAGCAGGGUGACUUCUUGUUUACAAAUAUCUACAAGCUGAGAGUCGUUCCGCUGGGUAUGAUGAAGUCAUAUUGCUGACCUUUUAAAUCAGGAACUAAGGGGAAUGUCACAAUUUCCAUUAUACAUAACAUUACAAUACUAUGUUAUUUUUAAUAAAUUCAGCAAAACAGUGA